CGGAUCGAUCCAGUUGGGAGUUGAGAGCAGCGCCGCCCUCUCGAGUCGACGAGAGGGCUUGCCAGCCACGCCGAGGGUUUUGCGACUCGCGCCGCCGCCGCCGCCGCCGCCGCGAUGGCCACCUACAACUUCGACCUGCUGGAGCUCGCGGACGGCGAGUCGGGAGAGGCCGCGGUCUCCAUCGUCGUCGGCAAGAAGAAGACGGAGGCCGCCGCCGCCAAGAUCGCCGACGCCGCCGACCCCGUCGAGCCGGCCGCCCACGGGAAGCCCAAGUACUCCUACUUCGCCAAGCUUCAGCACGAUAACGGUGUAAGAAAAUGUCAGCAAGAGCUGAAAAGGUUGAGGGGUGUUCUAAUAAAACUGAGGGAGGAGGAAACAAAAUUGAAGGAGAAGCAAGGGAACGAAGACCGUAUCAAGGAGUUGUCCGAGGAGCAAAGGAGGCUGAGGCAGGAGCAGAGGAAGCUGAGGAUUGAGGAAGCUAAAUUGGUGACUGAUAGAAAAACUUUCUAUCAGGAGCACAACAUUCCUUUGGAGGAGGAUGAGAGGAAGAAACUCAACAAUUCGGAUUUUGCCAAUGCAGAUUCUGGCAGCAAUUAUGAAGAUGUUAAUGUCAAUGUAUACAAUGAUAAUGACAGUGGCAACUAUGGGGACAAUGAUCAGGUGUUGGAACAGGUGUUUGAUGGUGGUGAGCAUUACUCAUAUGGACAUGACGAGAGGCAGGACAACUACAGCAACGGUGAGAGGCAGGGGAACCGUCAAGGCCAGCCCAAGAUGAAGAAGGUGUAUGUUGCCAAGGUGAAGGCGUCCUCUGAUGCUGGAACGGAGGCUGAGGAAAAUCCUGAAAAGAAUGUGGUGUCCGCUACCGCUAGCGUGACAGAACAGAAAGAGGCUAAUGCUGAUAAUGCCAACGUUGUGCCUGCUUCGGAAUCAGACAAGUCCGCUGGGGAUGCUGCCCAAGAUGGUCCUAACAACCGACAAGGUGCCGGCACUGGAGUAAGGACAUUUUUCCGAAAGGAGAGGCUUAAUGGCUCUGAGAAGAGGAAGAAGAAAAAUGCUAAGAAAGGCAGCGGCAAUGAGCAGGAGAAGGCGGCAAAUAAGCAAGAUUCUGAGACAGACGGUUUAAAGAAACAAGCUGAAAAGCAACCACUGGAAGAAGAGAAAAAGACCCUUGCUGAGUAUGAGAAGAUGCGUGAGAAGACAAAGAGGUCCUCGGAAGCCUCAAAAACUGAGGUGAGGAAGGUCACCGCUGAAGAAUUUAAGGGCCUGCAAUUAUUAGCAAAAAAGAAGCUGGAUCAUGAGGAAGCUGUCAUGAAGGUAGAAAAGGUUCAGCCCAAGAUUAAAGAGGCUAGCAAGAAGGAAGAAACAGUUGAGGCAGAGGGAAAGGAGGAUGCUGCAAAGGAUGCCAAACCUAAGAAGGUUACCAUCCCCCGCCAAAACCUUGGGUUCAGAACCCCAAGACGCGUCUCCUAUGAUCAGGAAGAUGGCUCUUCUGCUCGUGGCCGCUUUAAUAGCACUUUCCAGGGCGGGAUCCGCGACAACAGCACCGAGCCCCGGGUAGCCCAGAACGAAGCUGCCGCUCAAAACGGCAAUGGCGCAUCAAGGGGCGUCUACAACAGGCGAGGGGACGCCGCCCCGAGGGGCGACUACUCCGGCCGCCUCGACGGAUACAACAUGGGCAACGGCGGCUACGGCUACGGCAGGGGCAACGGCGGGUACCAAGGCAAUGGAGGAGGCUACAGGCCACAACAGCAGCAGCAUGGCAAUGCUGGCAGAUACCAGCAGCAGCGCUCUGGCAAUGGUGGCUACUACCAGCAGAGGGGGGCAGCCAACGACGGUCACUACCAGGAGCGCCGCGAUUCUGCGCCGGCGCUGGACGUCAAGGACAUGUCCAAGUUCCCUGCGCUGACUGUACCCGUCUCGGCCCGAUCUGGUGCGCCGGUCCCUGCGCCCAAGCCAGCCCCAGCUGAGGGCUCUGCUCCGGCUUCGGCCUAACUCUUUUGACUAGUUUUCCUUUAAAUUUUUAAUUUUGUAACGGAUGAUUUACAGUUUUAUUCAGUUUCAGAAACUUUCGUCUUUGUUAAUUCGAAUUUGUGCGGCUUGAUGCAUCAUUCGAUUGCAGCUAUAUAUUUUUUUCCCAGUAAA
Messenger RNA from Panicum virgatum (switchgrass), 2142 nucleotides. Its product is annotated as caldesmon-like. Lineage: Eukaryota; Viridiplantae; Streptophyta; Magnoliopsida; Poales; Poaceae. Gene Ontology annotation, molecular function: RNA binding. The record is from RefSeq and is a predicted model, not a curated record. The coding region runs from base 115 to 1992 and encodes 625 amino acids. Gene Ontology annotation, cellular component: cytoplasm; nucleus. The transcript is spliced from 5 exons.